Molecule: messenger RNA, 2242 nt
Organism: Xylaria bambusicola
Lineage: Eukaryota; Fungi; Ascomycota; Sordariomycetes; Xylariales; Xylariaceae
Product: xylulose kinase-like protein
Exons: 3
Coding region: 279-2039 (586 amino acids)
Biological process (GO): xylulose metabolic process; D-xylose metabolic process
Cellular component (GO): cytosol
Molecular function (GO): D-xylulokinase activity
Source: RefSeq, a predicted model, not a curated record
UCGUGGGGUUAUCAACGUCAAGAGCACACCAAGCGCUGAGUUCCCCAUUCCAUUUCAAUAGUAUCAUGUAAACUUGGCUAUUUUCUUGCUUCUUUUCCCUCUUUUCUUCUUUCUUCCCACUUCAGAUGAUGCUUAGGUCUCCCUCCCAUCAGCUGUUAUUCCAAGCAACUACAUUCGGCAGGGUUCCUUGAUGAUAAGAAACUUGUCCAAUCAGCUCAUCAUUUCAUUAAUCAAACGACAGAUAUUACUAAAUCUAAAGAGCAAGAAGGCAAGCAAAAAUGAGCUCCGGUCCCCUCUAUCUGGGUUUCGAUCUCUCGACCCAGCAACUUAAAGCCAUUGUCACAUCCUCGGACCUGGCAGUCAACUCAGAAGCUAAGGUCGAUUUCGACGCGGAUUUCAAGGAAAAGUACGGUAUUAACAAGGGCGUGCGCAUCAAUGAGGAUGAAGGCGAGGUAUACCAGCCCGUGGCGAUGUGGGUGGACGCUGUGGACCUUGUGCUAUCGCGCCUGAGGGAGAAGGGGUGUCCGAUGGACCGGAUCAAGGGGAUCAGUGGCUCAGGUCAGCAGCACUCGAGCGUGUACUGGAAUAGCGACGCCGAGGCAACCUUGAAGGACCUCGACCCGGGACGUUCUCUACUCGAGCAGUUGGGAGGGGUGUUCGCUUACGAGUUUGCGCCGAAUUGGCAGGACCAUAGCACACAGAAGGAAUGCGAUGACUUUGACGCCCACCUCGGCGACCCGCAGCAGCUUGCUGAAGUCUCGGGGAGCGCUGCGCAUCAUCGAUUUACGGGAACACAGAUCCUACGGAUGCGACGCCGACGCCCGCAAGUUUACGAAUCGACUGCGCGCAUCUCUCUGUGCUCUUCGUUCCUCGCAUCUGUCUUCCUCGGUGCCAUCGCGCCAUUCGACAUUAGCGACGUGACGGGGAUGAACUUGUGGGAUAUCAGCGCCAAGUCGUGGAACGAGAAGCUCCUCGAACUCACAGCAGGCAGCGCGGAAGGGGUCACGGCACUGCGCAAGAAGCUCGGAGAUGUGCCUCUAGACGGCGGUGUUAUCCUGGGCACGGUAGCGCCGUAUUUCGUGCAGCGCUUCGGAUUCAGUAAAGACUGCCGCAUCACGGCCUUCACAGGCGAUAAUCCAGCGACCAUCCUCUCCCUACCCCUCCGACCCCUCGACGCCAUCGUCUCGCUCGGGACCUCGAGCACCUUCCUGAUGAACACGCCCGCCUACAAGCCCGAUCCCUCGUACCACUUCAUGAACCACCCCACAACGCAAGGCAACUACAUGUUCAUGCUCUGCUACAAAAACGGCGGCCUCGCGCGCGAAAAAGUCCGCGACGCACUGCCCAAGCCCGAGGGAAAAGAAAAGGACCCCUGGGCCAAUUUCAACAAGGCCGUCCUGGAGACGCCAGCCCUCGACGUCAAGAACGACGGCGACCCCGCCAAGCUCGGGCUGUACUUCCCCCUGCCGGAAAUCGUGCCCAACGUCCAGGCCGGCACAUGGCGUUACACGUGCAAUGCGCGAGACGGAUCUUCGCCAGAAGAAUACUCUGCCUCGUCAAGUAAAACGGAAUGGACGCCCGAGGCCGACGCGCGAAUCAUCGUCGAAUCCCAAGCCCUCUCGAUGCGUCUGCGGUCGCAGAACCUCGUAUCCGCCGUCCCGGACCACCCGGAGCUCCCCGCGCAGCCGCGCCGCAUCUACCUCGUGGGCGGCGGCUCGCUGAACCCGGCCAUCGCGCGCGUCUUCGGCGACGUGCUCGGCGGCGCCGAGGGCGUGUACCGGCUCGACGUCGGCGGGAACGCGUGCGCGCUCGGCGGCGCGUAUAAGGCGCUCUGGGCGUGCGAGCGAGGCGGCGACGGGAAAGCCGAGGGGCAGAAGUGGCAGAGCUUCGACGAGCUUAUUGGUGCGAGAUGGAAGGAAGAGGGAAAUAUCCAGAAGGUGGACGAUGGGUAUCGGGAGAGGGAGUACGCGAUGUAUGGGAAUGUGCUGGGCGCCUUUGAGGAGAUGGAGCGGAGGGUCUUGAGCGUUGCGAAGAAUUAGGUUAGGUGUGUUUAUUGGGGUAUAUAGAGUUUGUAGACCGUAUAUAUCUCCCCUUUUCCCGGGCAGAUGACAUCGCAGGGUAGAUUAUGUAUGGUCCGUGGCGAUAUCAUUUCAAAGGUCGAAUUUAUAGACCAGCAUAUUUAUUGUAUUGUCAUAAAUAAACCUUCGGAAUAGCUACAAGCAUUAUAACCACUGUUCGACGA